Trichoplax adhaerens is the source of this 948-nucleotide messenger RNA. RefSeq lists its product as uncharacterized. Gene Ontology annotation, molecular function: G protein-coupled receptor activity. Bases 1 to 948 code for a protein of 315 amino acids. The transcript has 2 exons. The record is from RefSeq and is a predicted model, not a curated record. Lineage: Eukaryota; Metazoa; Placozoa; Uniplacotomia; Trichoplacea; Trichoplacidae. Gene Ontology annotation, cellular component: membrane. Gene Ontology annotation, biological process: G protein-coupled receptor signaling pathway.
AUGGCCCACAAUUUAUCGAAUAUCACCUAUCCACUUUUAAUUUCUAAUAGCACUGGCGCAUUGGUUUUAAUGUCGAUUAUUCUUAUUGCUUCACUGUUCUGUAACGCAUUACUGAUUUUAAGCAAAACCAAUCAACAAAGCAAAAUUACUCCAACCGAUUGGCUUAUCCUUAAUUUGGCAAUCUCUGAUUUAGGAUUUAUGAUCAUAGAGACCAUCAAAGUCAUCUUUCGUUAUACGACAUCAUCCUUUCAAAUUUUUCACAGCAAUAGCUUCAGUUGUCGGUUACUUGGUGGCUCAUCGAUUGCAUUCAAUAUGACAAAUGUUUUAACGCUAACUAGUUUAGCUAUUAUUCAAUACUGCUGCGUAUCCCGUCGUCCUAGAUCAAAGUGGUUUAUACUCUUUCGUAAAGUAUCUUUCAUUAUCAUUAUUACGUGGGUACUACCAAUCUUAACUUUGGCUCCCUCCAUUGGUGAUGUUUGGGGAAAAUUUGUCUACAAUGGCAUUAUUGGUAGCUGCUCAUUAUUUGAUGAUAUGAGAAGAGUACAACCAUGGCAUUUUACUUAUAACAUUUUACUUACUAUACUUUAUUUUGCCGUUCCAAUUUGUUUAGUAUGCCACUAUUAUUCCAAAAUAUUUCAAAUUGUUCGUAAAGCCCGAAGGCGAAUUAUCGAUCAGUUAUCUCGGUCAACAAAUCCACUAGUCAACAAAACCAAUGCUGCUGAUAUCAAAAUUAUUAUUCGAUUAGUUAUUAUCUGCUUAAUAUUUUUUAUUUGCUAUGUUUGUGUAUCGACGUUGAUUGCACUUAGUUUAUCCGGUAUCUUGAAAAUAAAUUUAUUCUAUGAGUAUAUUUUGGUUAUUAUGUUACAUGCAGAUUGUGUUGUUAUUCCGAUCAUAUUCCUAUCUCAAGACAAUUUUAGGGCUGUUCGAAAACGUUUUCGUUGUUUAUAA